CGGUCGCGCAGGCUUAGCCGAGACGAUGACAGGCUGAGGUCAGGUCUGUGGGUGGACAGAUCGCCGGAAUAACUAACUUCUAUUAACCAUGCCCGGUUCCAUCCCCGCGAUUUAACUGCAGCGCACAGGACCAGAUCCGCUGUUGAUAAGGGAGAAGGGCGACCGGAGCGGACCGGACACUGCGGCAAACUGUCUCAAGGCACUGUAUAAAUGCAGCAGGUGGACAUGGAGGAGGCGAAUGGAGACGUUAAAUGCGACAGGGUCCCUGAGACCGAGCCCGGGGCGAACUCUCGGGCUUUGUGCGGUGCCUGCUGUCGACUGGCGUGUAGCUGGAUUCCGGUUAACUACAAAGAAGAGGUCAUUCAAAUUGUAAAAUUAGCUGGACCCGUGUUCAUCUCUCAACUGAUGGUCUUCCUAAUAAGCAUUGUCAGCACGGUGUUCUGCGGCCACCUGGGGAAGAUGGAGCUGGCAGGGGUGGCUCUUGCCAUCGCCGUGAUCAACGUCACUGGCAUUUCCAUUGGUUCUGGACUAGCAUCUGCCUGUGACACGCUCAUAUCUCAGACGUUCGGCAGCAACAACCUAAAGCGUAUAGGCGUGAUCCUUCAGCGAGGGAUUCUGAUCUUGCUGUUGGCCUGCUUCCCAUGUUGGGCAGUGCUCAUCAACACGGAGCCCCUCCUGCUGGCUGUGCGUCAAAAUCCCGAGGUGGCCAGGCUAUCUCAGCUGUACGUGAAGAUCUUCAUGCCUGCCCUGCCUGCAGCUUUCAUGUACCAGUUGCAGUGUCGGUAUCUCCAGAAUCAGGGUAUAAUAUGGCCACAGGUCAUAACAGGCGCGGCAGGAAAUGCGCUGAAUGCCAUAAUCAACUAUGUCUUCCUGUAUAUACUGCACCUGGGAGUGGCCGGGUCAGCUGCAGCCAACUCUAUCUCCCAGUACUCCCUGGCUGUAUUCCUGUUCAUCUACAUCUGGUGGAAGGGUCUACACAAAGCCACAUGGAGAGGCUGGUCCAUGGAAUGCCUGCAAGAAUGGGGCCCCUUCAUCCACCUUGCCAUUCCCAGCAUGCUUAUGUUGUGUCUUGAGUGGUGGACCUAUGAGAUUGGAGGAUUCCUGGCAGGUCUGAUAAGUGAAGUUGAACUUGGCGCACAAUCUGUGAUCUAUGAACUGUCAACCAUCGCCUAUAUGUUCCCCUUAGGCUUUGCGGUGGCUGCCAGUGUCCGGGUAGGGAACGCCCUGGGGGCCAGGAAUCCGGAACAAGCCAAACUGUCCGGCAAGGUGUCACUGAUGUGUGCAGUUUUCGUCUCGUGCUUUGUGGCAGUAGCCAUCGGCUCCUCGAAGGACGUGAUCGCGUACAUGUUCACGACGGACAGGGAGAUUGUUACCCGGGUCUCGGAGGUGAUGCUCAUGUAUGGCUUUUUCCACAUCUUCGAUGCCGUAGCGAGUGUGACAGGGGGCAUCGUGAGGGGUGUGGGCAAACAGGUGAUUGGUGCGCUGUGUAACCUCGUGGGAUACUACCUAAUUGGCUUCCCCAUUGGCGUGACACUCAUGUUCGUCGCCAAGAUGGGAAUUAUUGGGCUGUGGACGGGCUUCUUCACCUGUGUCUUGCUACAAUGCGCUUUCUUCAUUAUCCUUCUCAUGAAAAUGGACUGGAAGAAGGCAAUGGAAGAGGCACUCAUCCGGUCAGGUGUGAAGACAAACUGUGCAACAGUUGAGGGCACUGCUUUGGAAAAGCAAGACUCCAUCCAAGCUGUGGCCAUGGAAGUCAUGUCGGAGGAGACCAGUCCCAAGGAGGCUCAUGACGUCGAAGUGGAUGAGCUGAGUUCAGAGAAGGCAGCCCUCGGAAAGGAGGGCCAGCCGCUGUCCAUCCAGCAGUUGGUGCUGCGCAGGAGCCUGGCGACCUUCUGCAUGCUCCUGGUGCUUGCUGCAGGAAUCACAGCUAAUGUGAUUUUCACCAGACUCCUCAGAUGAGCCUCAGACUCAUACUUUGCUCCACCAUACUUUGCUCCACCUUUGUCUCAUCUGCACCAUCAGGAAACUCAGUGGAGGAAGAAAAUCAAAGUGGGGACAUCGUGAUGAAGACAGCGUCACAGAAACAAACACACAUAGGGAGUCACCGAAACAAACAUGCAUACAGAAUUACUUAAAAACAUGCGUACAGAGUCACAGAAACAAACACGCAUACGGAGUCACAGAAACAAAUGUCCAUUCAGAGUCACAGAAACAAACACGCAUAUGGAGUCACAGUAACAAAUGUCCAUUCAGAGUCACAGAAACAAACACGCAUACGGUGUCACAGUAACAAAUGUCCAUUCAGAGUCACAGAAACAAACACGCAUACGGUGUCACAGUAACAAAUGUCCAUUCAGAGUCACGGAAACAAACACGCAUAUGGAGUCACAGAAACAAAUAUCCAUUCAGAGUCACGGAAACAAACACGCAUAUGGAGUCACAGAAACAAAUAUCCAACAAGGGUUCAAAUUGAACCCUGACUGAAAGGCCCCCAGUAGCCUGUCAUUGGAGCAGGGAGGACAGAGAGGAUGGGUCAAGCAAAAGGAGAGUGUCACUUACUCCUCAGGUGUCACCUGCCCAUCUCAGGUCCUUUAUGAACUUGGUUGGCUUUGACAAGAGUGCGCACCAUCCGCGUUUGAGUUAAUAUGUGCAAAAAGCAUACCGGAUCCAUGUUUUUUUGCACGCCAUGGAAAUCAACUUUCUAUUUGUCCUUGAAAAGUACAGCAGGUGAGGUUGUUGUUAUUUUUAUCUCGGACCUACGCCCCUCUGCUAGUUUCAUCCGCAUUGGGUUAAGCAAGGUCCUACUGCAGCUGCAUGACUUGGCACUUUGUGUCUGUCGCUCCUGCUUGCUGUUUUUUAAUCAUUACAGAAAGGUCAUUAAUCAUUAAGAAAAGGUCAUGAAUGAUUACGAGGCUAGCAGGUAUUGGACCCAUGCCAGUUGCUGGGGUGGGCGGGGGGUUAUCGUCCUGGGUUGCCCAGUAAUCUGACAUGUCUUGGCGCUACAAGUUUUAGGUAAGUCUUAAGUAUCACAGAUGUGACAGGGCAGAGGAACUCUGCAUUUUUGGUGAUGGGAGUAGGUUGUGUAGAGGGGUGUCUGAUUGGAUGGGGGUAUUGCACUGUGCGGGGAUGCCGGAGCCAGGCAGACAAAGCCAAGGGUUCAAAACAGAGCUGAACAAAAAGACAGGAGCCCAUCAGUUGUCUUAAUCUCCUUGUUUACUCAGUGACCAAAAGCCUCCUUAGUGCCCAGGAAAAGGCUAUGAGGAGUCAGAUUGCAUGUGUUCAAAAUGAACCAAAAAUAUAUAUUUUUUAAAUUUACACAAUACUAUGACAUAAACUGUACAGUGUGCACAAUUAAUGAGCAUGAAAACCUGAUUCUAUUAAUAAAAUGUAAGAUGUGCAAAUA
Molecule: messenger RNA, 3403 nt
Organism: Paramormyrops kingsleyae
Lineage: Eukaryota; Metazoa; Chordata; Actinopteri; Osteoglossiformes; Mormyridae
Product: multidrug and toxin extrusion protein 1
Biological process (GO): xenobiotic detoxification by transmembrane export across the plasma membrane
Cellular component (GO): membrane
Molecular function (GO): xenobiotic transmembrane transporter activity; antiporter activity
Source: RefSeq, a predicted model, not a curated record